This is a messenger RNA of Populus euphratica (Euphrates poplar), 1152 nucleotides long. Its product is annotated as probable xyloglucan endotransglucosylase/hydrolase protein 8. The coding region runs from base 120 to 1019 and encodes 299 amino acids. NCBI's taxonomy places the organism in Eukaryota, Viridiplantae, Streptophyta, Magnoliopsida, Malpighiales, Salicaceae. The transcript is spliced from 5 exons. Gene Ontology annotation, molecular function: xyloglucan:xyloglucosyl transferase activity; hydrolase activity, hydrolyzing O-glycosyl compounds. Gene Ontology annotation, cellular component: apoplast; cell wall. The record is from RefSeq and is a predicted model, not a curated record. Gene Ontology annotation, biological process: cell wall biogenesis; xyloglucan metabolic process.
UUCUAGCCUUCAUAUUGGAAGCACUGCAUUUCCAACACUAAUCAUUAGAUGCAAAUCACCACCUCACAAGGAUCCAGCUGCUAGCUGAGAAAACUCAUUCCCUGCCUUCUUCAAGCAAAAUGGAGAGAAGGGUUUCUACAAUGGCAGCUCUUCUCUACACUGCAGCUUUCAUGGCUGCUUCCUCUGUCUCUUCUGAAGCAGCUCAACCAAAAGCAUCUUUUGAGGAUAACUUUAGCAUAAUGUGGUCUGAGGAUCAUUUCAAAACAUCUGAAGAUGGCCAGAUCUGGUAUCUCUCAUUGGACAAAGAAACAGGUUGUGGAUUUCAAACCAAGCAUAAAUAUAGAUUUGGGUGGUUUAGCAUGAAGCUGAAAUUGGUUGGAGGUGACUCUGCAGGUGUUGUGACAGCUUAUUAUAUGUGUACAGAGAAUGGGGCAGGGCCAACAAGAGAUGAGUUGGACUUUGAGUUCUUGGGGAAUAGAACUGGAGAACCCUAUUUGAUUCAAACAAAUAUAUACAAGAAUGGUACUGGUAAUCGUGAAAUGAGGCACAUGCUUUGGUUCGACCCUACCGAGGAGUACCACACCUAUUCCAUUCUCUGGGACAAUCUCCAGAUAGUGUUUUUUGUUGAUAAAGUAGCAAUAAGGGUGCACAAGAACAAUGGAGAACCAAAUAAUUUCUUCCCCAAUGAGAAGCCCAUGUACCUAUUUUCAAGUAUCUGGAACGCAGAUGAUUGGGCUACUAGAGGAGGGCUAGAGAAGACAGACUGGAAAAAGGCCCCAUUUGUGUCCUUUUACAAGGACUUCACUGUUGAAGGUUGUCAAUGGGAAGAUCCAUACCCUGCCUCUGUAUCAACAACGACUAAAUACUGGUGGGAUCAAUACGAUGCUUGGCAUCUCUCAGAUGAACAGAAAAUGGACUAUGCCUGGGUCCGAAGAAACCUUGUGAUCUAUGAUUAUUGCAAAGACACUGAAAGAUUCCCAGCACUGCCAGUGGAGUGCAAAUUGAGUCCAUGGGAUUGAUGAGCUAGUGAUGAAUUAAUUGUUAUUCUUCAGCAUCAUAUAUUUUUUCUAUUUCUUUUCUGUCUUUUUCUUGGAUACCAUUUUGAGAUGGGUAUAAAUCACAAUGUAUUUUUCUGCCAGCUAUUCUAUUUCA